Messenger RNA from Medioppia subpectinata, 872 nucleotides. The record is from the annotation of a GenBank genome assembly. Lineage: Eukaryota; Metazoa; Arthropoda; Arachnida; Sarcoptiformes; Oppiidae.
AGACAACUGAUUUAACAAAUUUGAUUGAAUUGUCGACAACAACAAGCAAUGGCCAAAUUAGCGUCAAUUCGUCACAACUAUGUAAACCAAACCAAAUGAGCGAUGUAUUAAACACGAAGGAUAGGGGCAGUCGCGGGUCGUCCACCACCACAUCACUCUAUGAAUACGAUUCAAUCAAAUUGGAUAAGGAGUGCAUCGAUGGCAAGGCAUCCAUAGGUGUGGCAGAUCUGGACCGCACCGACAGCACCGCCACCGGAGUCCAGCUAAAGGACUACGAUCUGAUCUGUUUGGAUGAGGAGCCGGAAGAAGUGCACCGGUCGUUGAACGCCUACCGGAGGGGUCCGCUGUGUUUCGACGCCAAAUGCAUAACAUUGAAACGCCGUAUCGGAAACGGCUAUUUCGGUGAUGUAUUCCUGGCCACCAUUCCGUCCACAUCCAGUUCGGCGUGCAUUCAAUUGGCCGUCAAAAUGCUUAAAAGUCACGCAUCUAUUCGUCAAAAGGCGGAGAUACUACGGGAGGCGCAAGUAAUGUCCAAACUGGACCACAAACACAUCGUGCGGCUGAUAGGGGUGUGUUCGGGCGACCCAUUCAUGCUGGUCAUGGAGUUGGCACCGUUGGGACCUCUAAACCGGUACCUGUGCGAGUCGGGCGCGCACAUGACCGACGAGACCUUGCUCAAACUGAUGCACCAGGUUGGCCAGGCCAUGCGCUACCUGGAGGACAAGUGUUUUGUGCACCGUGACCUGGCCGCGCGCAAUGUGCUCUUGGUGAGCGAACGAUUUGCCAAGGUGAGCGAUUUUGGCAUGAGCAGGGCACUUUCCAUUGGCAAAGACUAUUAUAAAGCGCGUAGCGCGUCCAAGUGGCCGCUCAAG